Haliotis rufescens (red abalone) is the source of this 4556-nucleotide messenger RNA. Its product is annotated as dual specificity protein phosphatase 19-like. Gene Ontology annotation, molecular function: JUN kinase phosphatase activity. The transcript has 3 exons. Gene Ontology annotation, cellular component: cytoplasm. NCBI's taxonomy places the organism in Eukaryota, Metazoa, Mollusca, Gastropoda, Lepetellida, Haliotidae. Gene Ontology annotation, biological process: protein dephosphorylation; regulation of MAP kinase activity. The record is from RefSeq and is a predicted model, not a curated record. The coding region runs from base 122 to 814 and encodes 230 amino acids.
GUUACUUCCCCUGACAGGAGAAGGUCGGAAGCUUUCCAGAGGCGGAGAAACAACAACACUAGCUACAGACACUCAAUGAAGUAACAGGUGCUUUCAAGACAGACUUCCGGCUAUUAGCAAAAUGGACGAAACAGACAAUGCGAAACAAGCCGAGUCGAAGACUAUCACUGGUCUUGUGAAGGAAUUUGACAGAUCAGCUUUGAAAAAGACGCAGACGAAGGUGAUCACUGUUGAAGGUGUGCAGAUCAUAGAGGAACGUGAUGCACGGGGCAAGUUUGUGGUACACGAGGUGCGACAGCCCAAUGGCAUUCUGGGAUAUGUAGCAGAUGUCCGCCAGGAUCUCCAAGUUGGAGAGGUGAUGCCCGGCCUCAUUGUUGGAUCUCAAGACGUGGCCCAUAACCUGGACCUGUUGAAGCAGUAUAAAGUGUCCCACAUUCUCAACUGUGCCACACUCGUUGAAAACCUCUACCCUUACAAGUAUAAAUACAAGAACAUUGAGCUGUAUGAUAUCCCCGAGACCCCGAUAAUGCGACACUUCAACGAGGCUUUAGAUUUUAUUGACGAAGGUCGUACAGCCAGUUGUGUUUUGGUGCAUUGCAACGCAGGCGUGUCCCGAUCAGCUACUUUUGUUAUCGCCUACCUGAUGAAGAAGGAGGGGAUUACGUUUAAAGAGGCCUUCAACUUUCUGAGGUCAAAGAGGCCAGCCACAUGCCCCAACCCAGGGUUUGUCUCCCAGCUCAAGAAGUAUGAGGAGAUUUUGAAACAAAAGAAUGACUGCAAGAAAAGUGGAAAGAGCCGUACCCACACACCUUAAUCUUGUGGGCCCUUUUCAUGUUUGUAUAUUUAUUUGGCAUGUAUCCGGUGAUUAUUUGAGAUCUAAAUAUUAUGCACGUUUAACUUCGGGCCUUGAUAAUUCAAACACAGAAUGCCUAGCCCGAGGUGAUGUCCUUCCCUUGCGGUUCUUCUAUCCCUCAUGGUUCAACCAAUGCUUUGUUUUUCUUGUGACUGUACUUCUGUUCCCCUUUGGGACCGGAGGAAUGAAAUGAGAUGAGAUCCACAUGUUGUAUUGAAAAUUGGGGGACUAAACAUUGCAUAUAUUCGUGUUACAUGCCAGAUUUGUCAGACCUUUUCCUGAGGAAACAAAAUCCCAACAUUGUGCAUACGUGAAUGUGUUGACCUGUUAGUGUUGCCUGUAUGUGCUUACUUGUAUCUGCAUACCUGUACGUGCUUACCUGUAUCUGCAUACCUGUACGUGCUUACCUGUAUCUGCAUACCUGUAUGUGCUUACCUGAAUCUGCAUACCUGUACGUGCUUACCUGUAUCUGCAUACCUGUAUGUGCUUACCUGUAUCUGCAUACCUGUACGUGCUUACCUGUAUCUGCAUACCUGUAUGUGCUUACCUGUAUCUGCACACCUAUAUGUGCUUACCUGUAUCUGCAUACCUAUAUGUGCUUAUAUGUAUGUUUAUCUAUAUCUGCACACCUGUAUGUGCUUAUAUGUUAGUGUUUAUCUAUAUCUGCAUACCUGUACGUGCUUACCUGUAUCUGCGUACCUGAACGUGCUUAUAUGUUUGUGCUUAUCUGUACAUGCAAACAUGUAUGUUUAUCUAUAUCUGCAUACCUUCACGUGGUUACCUGUAUCUGCAUACUUGUAUGUGCUUACCUGUAGGUGCUUACCUAUAUGUAUGUGUUUACCUCUAUCCACAUACCUUACCUCAAUGUGCUUGCAUGGAUGCCUUUACUUGUAGUAUGUGCUUGUCUUCUUACCAGUAUCUACUUACUUGAAUGUGCUUACCUCAGGGAUAAUUCUAGUAGGGUGGGGCCUUGUACUUUAACCCCUAAAUUUGAAAAAGGCCCACAUUUUCAAGAACAAUGGGACAUUUUAACGUUGUGCUGUAUGGGCAAGUGUGGGUGUACCUCUGGAAAAUUUAGAAAUUUUUCGGUUAAAGGGCCCAGUUCAGAAAUUUCCUAGAGUGAACCUUGUUACCUGUAUGCGUAAGUUUAUGUGCUGGCCAUUAUGCUUGCCUAUGUUUGUGCUUACCUCAGGGAUAAUUCGGGGUGGGGGGUGGGUGGUGGGGGGGCCUUGUACUUUAACCCCUACAUUUGGAAAAAGGCCCACAUUUUCAAGGACAAUGGGACAUUUUAACAUUGUGCUGUAUGGGCAAGUGUGGGUGUACGUCUGAAAUAUUUAGAUUUUUUCAGAUAAAGAGCCCAAGUAAAAUAUUUCCUAGAAAGAAUCCUGUUACCUGUAUGCACUUGUAGCAUGUGCUUGUAUGUGCAUGCUUACCUGUGUAUGUGCUUACCUAUAUGUGCUUACUGGUAGAACACACCUGUGGAACAGCUAGGUUGUCAGCAACCCAUGCUUGUCGUAAGAGGCGACUUACCUGCAUGUGUGUACCUGCUCAGGUUACAGAGUACAGCAUGGUUUUGUUUUCCUCAGGCUCAGGUUUCACGCGAUGCCCCUCACAUCACUAGAUGAAGAACCAAACUUACACACAGCAUUAGCAAGUGAUCAGGUACCAAAUGUGCAGUAUAGCUCUCAUCCUCUACAUCUCCACGGCUUGCAUUUCAGUAAACCGUUCCUAUGGUUCUCGUGAUCUCAAAUUUGAGUUGCUCGCCAAUUUGAUUUACAACGCUCCUCAGUCUAACGGACCAAUCAGAAUGGGAGUUACAAACCAGCCUUAUGUUGGGAUGGCGAUUUCAACAACAUGGCAUGGUAUUGAUUACGAUAGAGUUUGCAAGAAAUUCAACUUUGAAAAACCGACUGACACACAAAAGAAAGCCCUCAAUUAUCUUUUUGAUAAAAAGAACAUCUUCAUGUCCUUUUAAACUGACGAUGGCUUUGAUUUCUCGGCAAUACAUGUUAAACUUGCUUACCCAUUUCUCUCUUUCUUAUCUCAACAUUUGAUUGGUCGGUAAAAUGUUAAUGAAAAGAAGGGCGGGUAAUUUGUGUGCAUGAGAUUGACGUGAAUGGAUCGAGGGGUUAGUGUAGAUAUACCAAAACGCGAUCCUUGCAGAUAUAGAGGAUGUACAGCUAUGAAACUUCUUUAUGACUUCUUGUUGCAAUAACAAGACAAACGUUUAUGUAUGGGGAUGUCAAUUAAGACAUUUCAUGUAUUUAGACAUGUUGGAAGGAAAUGAUCUGAUGUAUGACACACACAAAAUAGAUUUCUUUGAUCCUUAGUUUAUAAUGACCAAUCAUUAGAUCCUACUGGCUAGGUUAAAACUUGGUAGAAAUCUGGAGUCAGAAACCAUCCUCAAUUAUCCGGGGAAUUGUCUCCAUUCUCGUUUCAAAAAUACCCAGGAUCCUUUCGUUACCAUAGCUUCAUUUUGAGCCCGAUUUGAUGCUUAAGGUAGCCAUCCAGUCAAGUUCUUCUAAGAGAAAAUCUGCGCUAAGAGACGGACGAGAUGAUGACAGUGACAGCACUUCCGAAACUAGCUUUGUGGCAAUGGGUCCAGGGUAUAUAUCAUUAUAAGAUAAUGAUACAAGGGCGGAUCCAACAAAUUUAACAGGGACAGGUCCAAAAUAUCAAAAUCCUCUCUCAGUUAAUUUUACAUACUCUGGAUCCGCCUAUGUGAUAUAAUACCCUUGAUAAACAGACUAGUAUCAAGGGUAGCUUUGUUGUAGGCGUGGUGUUGUUGCUGAUAUUAAACCAAUAACAAGGACAUCAGAACAGUAACAAAAUGGAGAGACUAGUAUUAAGGAUAGCUUAGUUGGAGGCAGUGCUGUUGUAGCUGGUAUAAUACGGAUGAAAGUGAUAGGGAAAUCCACUAGUCAGGCUAGUAACAAAAUGGAGAGACUAGUUGUUUUCUCUUUCCAUAACUGGACAAGUUUGAUAAAAUUUAUAGUGCCUGACAGUGGAUUGGUAUAUGUGUUUAGAGUACAGUUUUCAAUAUUGGGUUUAUUGUGAGUUGUUGAGUGUGCUUGUUCUGUACUUUGAGCCAGUUAGCCAUGACAUAUGAUUUGUUUGAUUGUCUUUGCUUUACUUGAAGGGAUGUUAUUAUAUAUUCUCAAUUUGAUCUUUGGUUGUUAUUUUUCAAAUAUUUGUUUUGAUUCAAAUGGAGUGUUUGUAUUUGUACUGUUUUUGCUCCAUAUAUUACUGGCAAAUUAAGGCUGGACAUUUAGCUAGUGGUUUGUGUGACCGUUUGAUGUCAAAACUCAUGAAAACACUGUCAAUGCAUAUGAAAAUUCAUUUUCACAGUGUAUAUAUUGUAUAUGUUCACAAUUCUCAUAUAAUAUAUUCCUCUUGAUGAAACAGUUAGGCCUGUUAUAUUUCAUUAGUUGGUUUACAAAAUGUUUGCAAUCAUCCUACAAUGCAAUCCCCCAGAUCAGAACUGCUACUGUUGAAUGAGAAACAGACUCAUAGGUCAUUCCAUCACGGAUGUACGUUUGCGAAAAGAUACCAAAAGAUAAUUGAUUUUUUUUACUUAAGAAUUUUUUUUUUGGUACAUAUUAUUCACCAUGUUUUACUGAUAGCGGCGACAAAAUCUUGUGCUUGUUUUUUCCAUUUCACUUAUUAUAAAACAGAGUCACUCUCUCCUUUCUCCCCCCCCCCC